UGGACCAACAUGUUCACUCACACUCCAUCCUUUAUAAACUCACCCUCUCAUUCCACCAACAAUCCUCAAUCCCAUCAAACAAACAAACUCUCUCUUCCUCAUCACUUCCUUCAUUUGAGUUGUUUUUUUCUUUUCUUUUUCACAAGUUCCUUGGUUUCAGUUAUUGCAUCACAUCACAAACAUGUACAACUUAGACAAACCACAGAGAGACGAUGAAAACAAGCUACUAACCCCAUCUUUCUCUACCACUCUCCUUGACCAAAUCUACCGUUCCAUCGACGAGGGAGAGAGAAAAAACGGCGAAACCAAGUUCUACAGACACACAACAAUGACCACCACCAAGAAACAGAGCAGUAGGGGCAAUUCGAAAUCCAUGGAUGCGGAUAGAAAAUAUGUCGGCGCCAAAACCGACAAAAAAAAAGUGCACCGCGACGAGGAUGCUUUGUUCUUCAGCUCCACCUCGCUUUCCUCGGAUUCCAGCUUUGGAUUCUCUUCCUCCGACAACGAAUCCAUCUCGCGCGAAUCGUGUCUCGCGCCGCGCGCCAGGCUCGUGGGCGGGAGCGCGUCGUUCCGGUCGGAGAGAUACGGGAUUCGCGUGUUCGAGGGUUUGUGUCGGAACUCCCACACCUCUGAGGAGCGACACGUGGCGGUUCGCGACGAGGAGAUGUUGAUAAAAUCCAAGUCCCGGGCGUUGAAGAUUUACAACAACCUUAAAAAAGUGAAACAACCGAUUUCUCCUGGUGGUCGUGUCACGAGUUUCCUCAACUCACUCUUCGCCAACACUAAGAAAACAAGCUCCCGCUCCUGCGGCGAAGUGCAGCACACUGCUUCUUCUUCAUCUUCAUCAUCAUCCACCUCUUCCUCUUCCUACUAUUCCUCUACAUGCUCUUCUGCUUCCUCAUUGUCCAGGUCUUGUUUGAGCAAAACCAUGUCUUCAGGAAGAGAGAGGAUGCGCAGUGGGGUGAAGCAAACAGUGCGAUUUUACCCCGUGAGUGUGAUCGUUGGUGAAGAUAGUAGACCCUGUGGGCACAAACGUUUGUGUGAAGAGGAAGAAGCUUCAAGAGGGUUCUUGAGAGAGUACCGACAAAACCCGAAGAAGAGCAAUGAUUUAGUUUUGAAGGAGUUGUCUUCGAGGAGUAAAGUUGAUUACGAGGAUGAUGAUGACGAUGAUGAUGCGUCGAGUUAUGCAAGUUCGGAUCUCUUCGAGCUUGAUCAUUUGGCUGUGUUUGGAAGUGAAAGGUACUGUGAGGAGCUUCCAGUGUAUGAAACCACUCAUGUUGGUACUAACCGCGCCAUUGCUAAUGGCCUCAUAGUGUAAUACUAUGUUCAAAAUACGUGUCAGAAUCCAUUUUUGAAGUUUUCUUUAGAUGUUUUGUUAAGAAUGUAUGAUUACUGAGUAAAUAAUAUGGUUUUGGUAAGAUUUUUUUUGUUGUCGAACGAUAAUUGUGCUUAAUUUUUUGGAGUGGUAAUGGAAGGAUCUAAGGUGAAACCUGAAAAUCAGGGAAAGAAAAGGAAAUUGAUAACAGAAAAGAAAGAGAUAAAGCAAAGAGAGGAACAGUGAUGGAAGAAGGAAGCACGUGGUCAAGCGGGUAUCUCCAUGGCAGUGCAGCAAAAAGAGGAAGAAAAAGUUGAGGUGGAACACAGACACAGGGGCCUCAAACGCUAUGGCUUCUUCUUCUUCAUGUGUGGUCCACACCAGAAUUCGCUCUCUUUACUUUGCUUUCAUACAUAGGGAAGACAAAGUGAUGAAUACGGAGUUUUAGUACACUUUCACAAACGAUCAUAAAAAUAAUGCGAAUCUUUUUAUUCUUCUCUCUCUUUCUUGUUUGUGUGAAACUUCUUUCACCAAUAAAGCUUUAUCUUCAAUCCA
Messenger RNA from Vigna radiata var. radiata (mung bean), 1870 nucleotides. Its product is annotated as protein BIG GRAIN 1-like B. The record is from RefSeq and is a predicted model, not a curated record. NCBI's taxonomy places the organism in Eukaryota, Viridiplantae, Streptophyta, Magnoliopsida, Fabales, Fabaceae. Gene Ontology annotation, biological process: auxin-activated signaling pathway. The coding region runs from base 182 to 1318 and encodes 378 amino acids. The transcript has a single exon.